AUGGCUCUCCAUCAGCUGUUUACUCUGGCCUUUGCGCUGCAUCUGGAGCCUCUGCCAACUCUCGACUACGCAACGGUACCCUAUGUCAGAGAUUCGCAACGAAGCACCGACUCACUCGAAGAGCCAGAAGAGCUUCGAGUUGGCGCAAACACAAAGCUGGAACCCAUUCACAGCCACCACCUCCCACAUUCAGUAAAUACCCUAUCCUUCCUCCUCAAUCAUACUCGGGCAAUCGAUGCCAUCGAGCCCUUCUCCAAGCUCAUCGGUCUGCUCGACGAAGCCGAUGACGACCCAGAGUUCCGCAACCUGCGAGAGUUCUUCGACGCUCGCUAUGCCGAAGAUGGCACGCUAGUGGGAGCUGAAAAGGAGCCUCGUCGACGAAUGCGCAGCAUUUCUCGUGCCGCAUCCACCAAACAGCAAGGUCGACGAUCGAGUCAGGCUACCGAGGGCCGCAAGCCCUCUUUUGCUGCUAGCCUUGGCGGAGCCAGCGCCCUCAAGCUCAACUGGCUUCGUCGUAAUAACAACUCUGAAAAUCAACCGCACGAAGGCUCGGACGAUGAAGACUCGCAUUCCAGGGUCUCCAGCAGCGGUCAAACUGCCAAUCCAGCACCACCUUCCGCUCCAUACAUUCGACUAUCAAAGCGAGCACUGUCUUCCUCACCCUCCAGCACGCAUUCCUCAUCCUCCCAUCAUCGGUACGCCGAUCACGAAUGUACAACACUGGUCACCUUCCGAGUCCGCCUUGAUCUGCACACAAUCGGACUCGCAUCUCCACCUCCUAAACUGCGCAUCCAUCGUCAGCAGGACACCUUUGGAACAAGCUUGCAUCGUACUGGCUCAGGCAGAUCGGCAACUUCAUCCGACUGGAGGAGAAGACGGCCACGCAACUCGAGCCUUUCCAGUGGCGGUGCUGCUCUGAGACCCGUGGCAAGCCCUGAUAGCAUGGUUUCGUUUGGUGCCAUGUCUGCUAUUGCCAACGGGGAUCCUGAACAUCCCGCAGGGCCAGGAAAGCUAACCAUCGACACAAGCGCCGUCAAUGGUGCAUCGACCUACAAUGCUGUCUCAAACUCGAGAAUGACGCCAUCAGGAGAAACACCGAGUCUCACUACUAGCGGCGAAACGCAUCUGCCAAGCAUCACUGAAGGAGCAAUCAGCGUUCCUAGUCAGCCAUCUUCCCCGAAUUCGAUUGGUGGCAAAGCCAGUCGACGUCCUUCGAUGAUGUCCAAGUUGCUCGACUUUGGGAGGAAAAAAUCGUUCCUCGACCGACCUGCAAGCGAAGCACAAGAUAGUCGAUCUGCUUUACCUGGUCCAGCUCAUGGCGAAGUGACUACUCCCUCUGCAUCCACCCAUAGAGCGAGCUUCCUCUCAGGCGUUCGUCAUCACCUUGGCAAUGGCACUGCUUGCAAUGAAGAGGCUCUCGAUCUUGACGAAGACGAUGAUGACGGUGCUCUACAUGCUCGGAUGAUGCGACAGUUGCAGAAAGGAGGCAGCAAGCACGGUCGACGUCGUAGUUCUGCUGGCAGCUCUGGUAAGAAUCAUGCCAGUUCACGCUCAGCAAAUCAUGAUCUGCGGCCUGUGCAAGAGGAUGGACAGCUGGACCUGACUAUGAUCUCCUCGCGGUCAAGUGUUGGUACCACCUUUUCAGAGCAGGGCAUCCCGGAAGGAUCUAUGGGGGGCAAAGUUUGGUCGGCGCAAGGCGCAAGUGCGGCUGCAUCAGCUGUGAUGGAUGGCCAAGAUUUCUUGACGCUCUUCCGUGCCGCUUCCAGCCUUGGUCUGCAGGCGAUUCAGGAUUGUCUCGGUGGUGAUGAGAAAAAUGCGAGCCUGAAUGGCAACGGCGAUGGCGGCGACGUGACGACGCCAGGCCAGGGGAGCGUGCGCUCAGCCAAAGAAUCACCCGCUUACGACACUGUAGGCGCUGACACACCUUCGGUGAGAACACCCAAGGUAGAGGCAAAGACAAGCUCCUUACCUGCGACGCCUGGAAGAUCGAUUGGCUCGCUGGACCUUGAUCGGUCACCGAAUUCUCGAUGCUCCACAAGCAAUGCGAUUGAUGCUAGCUUCCAGCACGGUGCUUCUCUUGCGAAGAAGAAGGGUGGAGAGGAUGACGAAGCGUGGUGGCCAUGUGGUGAUGUCGAUCCACUUCCAGUGAGCAUUGCAAGUGCACUAGGUCAGGCUCUGGGAUGGGAAGGCAUCAUGCACCUUUGCUACGGUAAAGGCAGCCGAGCUGCGUCGGAAGGCAACUUCCUGGCUCUCGGCAAGGCUGCGGCGCUUGACCAAGCCAACAAAGUGCAGGAGAGGAGCGUUCUAGCCUGGAGAACAGGUGUCGCCAGCGCCGGUACUUGUCCACCCAAAGGGGAUGCAAUGCCGUCCCUUGACGAGCUGACAGCAUCUGACGCUGCCAAUCUGGCCGGCUCUGUGACUCAGAAGCUCAAUUUGCACCCUGCCAACUGCAACGUGAACACGGCAAGCAACGCUUCCAUCUUGGAGCCUCUUGACCAAAAGGCACCACAGCGGUCAGCAACAGUGCCGCAAGAUCUGCCGUGGCCUCCUGGCGACUCAAAUGGCAACGGCCAAACCGCUGGAUACAAUGGCGCAAGUACAGCUUGGGAUCAAGCAUCGCUCCUCUUCGGGAGCAAAGUCAAUCACGCACGGACUUGGCAACAUUGGCACGCGCUGUUCAAGAGCAUCAAGGCUUGGAUCGAUGAGUACGAAAAGACGAGAGUGCGCAACGCUCUGGCUCGUGAGAUCGGCCUUGACCGGCCCGUAGAGACUGCAGCCAACGUCGGAGAGGCCGAUCAGGAUGAGGCCUCAAGUAUCCCUCUUUCUGCGCCGGUCAGCAUGGAUGUCGGAAGUGCCGAUGGGCAGGUUCCGCUCACUUUCGGCUCACCUCCGACAGCGUCUACUGAAGUGUUCAAGGUUGCUUCUGAUAAGCUUGACGCCUCGACACUGUCUAGAGUCUUGGCCACUUCGCUGAGCAUCUCGCCAUGUGUGCUUGUCGAUGCCACCAAUCGAGCCCACGGUUUCCGUCGCAGAGUCGGCGUACCAGAAGGUCUCUCCUUGGGACCAGAAGACGAAGAGGCAAUCGAUUACACCUGGUCUCGCAAGAAGCUUUCAGUCGAGCACUUUGCAACCGCUCUCACCAUUGCCUGCGACAGCGCCUUGCACUUUUUCAGCCAGCUCAGCACCAGCAACUGGCCACACCGCUCAGCUUGGGAGCUCGAUUACCUGGAGAUGUGUGUUUUCAAGUCACCGCUUGUCGCUGACCGUUUCCCUCCGCCAGGUGAAGCGGUGGUGCCAGCUUCACAGUCCUAUCGACCAGCACAAAAUGCCAGAGACCGCUCCCGCGUAUGUCCCAACCCGGACCAAGCAGGCGCUUGGAACCCGGACGUGUGGAAGAGAUGGCUCAUCUCGAUUCAAGAAGGAGACAUUAUCGUACCAGCUGUGGCCUGGCAGGCUUGGUGGACUCUCAUUUCCGUUCUCAAUGGCGCUGAUCGGACGGGAAGAAGUUAUGACCUGCAGCUCAAAGCGUUGGAGGAGCCGUUUGAUGCGCUUACUGAUCUUAAUGCUGUCUAUCUCUGA
Molecule: messenger RNA, 3579 nt
Organism: Ustilago hordei
Lineage: Eukaryota; Fungi; Basidiomycota; Ustilaginomycetes; Ustilaginales; Ustilaginaceae
Exons: 1
Coding region: 1-3579 (1192 amino acids)
Source: RefSeq, a predicted model, not a curated record